UCGAGUGUGGAAAGUGGAAGACCGGCCGGUGCGCGCGCGGUACCCCCAACAUCGGUCAUCCUUUGAGGAGGCAAGCGCUCUCUGCUUCUCACACACACUCUCUCUCUCUUUCAAGCUGUCCCCUCUCACGUGCGCCUUAACCGGUCCGCCUUGGACGCCGCACUCUCAUCACCGCUUCGGCGCAGUCAAGUAACUGCUCCGAUUUACACGGCGGCUGCGGAUCCGUCUCGCGAGGCUCUCUCUCUCUUUUCUGGGCCGAACCCACUCCAAGGAAGACCAAAGUUGCAGUGCCUUUGAGAGGACGCCUGGUAAUGGUCAGUGUAGCCGCCCUGCGUGAUGCCUGAUCAUGACAGCGCCGCGCUCCUAACCAGACAGACCAAGCGCCGACGAGUUGACAUCGGUGUGAAACGGACCGCGGGCAGUGUCACGGGGAUCCUACUCGACCGCAUGAACCAAUCGCAUAGCCCUGAUCAGGACAGAGAUUGUUCGCUAGUUGGUCGAGGCCACAGCGGUAGCAACGGUACUGGGGAGAAAUCCAAUGUUUUGAGAAAGUUACUGAAAAGGGCCAACUCGUACGAGGAUGCCAUGAUGCCCUUUACCGGGGCAACCAUCAUCUCACAGCUCCUAAAGAACAAUAUGGUGAAGAAUGGGGCGAGUGACUCCGGCUUCCAGGGAAGUGGCGCUCUGUCCAGUGGCGGCUCAGAGAUCCAGGCUGAGGAUGCUUGCAGCAAUUCCUCCUCCCAGGACCGGGACAGCCCGUCUAACUGCCUUUCGCCUGGACCUCUCCCUUCGGCCCCACCGUCAUUCGGACGACCGCUACCUCCUUCCAACCUCAAUUCGCACACUCAGCCGCUGUCCUUCUCCACAUUUGACUUAGACAGGCUGUCGGACGAGCACCUUCAGGCGAAGCGGGCUCGGGUGGAAAAUAUCAUCCGUGGUAUGAGUCACUCCCCGCUGGUCCGGCCCAGCACUGACGAUCACAGCCAGGAAAGCAACCGCGACAACAAUAACGGGCAUAGAGGCGAUGGCAAUAGUCACGGCCACAGGCGAAGCGAUUGCGCCUCUUCCCUCCUCAGCUCUCCCGGUUCGCGGGCAGGAGGGGUCAGUGCUGGCGAAGUGUACCGGGAGAACAAGAGGAAGCAGCGCCUGCCUCAGCAGCAGCACGGCUUCACGCAGCUGGUGUGUUCCAGGCAGCAGCAGCGGCAGGAGGAGAGGCGACAGCUCAAACUGCAGCUGGAAGACAUGCAGAAGCAACUGCGCCAACUCCAAGAGAAGUUCUACCAGAUCUACGAUUCCGAGACAGACGAGGAGGAGGAGAACCGCGAGGGUGGCAGGUUGGACGGAGGCGGCGAGAGGGACGAGGACGGUAACCUGUCUGAGGACAGUAUUCGCUCUGAUGGCCUAGAGGAGAGGCACAGGGACAGAGGGCGCCGCCGCCAUGAUGACCUCUCAGAGCUGGACCCGGGCUUGUUCCUCGACCGGGCCCGAGCCCUACUGCGACAACAGGCCUUGAUGGAUCGAGAAAUUGAGGAGGAUGUGGUGGGGAGGCUGGAGGAGGAUGAUGAAGAGAGGAAUGGGGAGAGGAGGAUGAAGAGGCAAGGGGGGAGGCAGUUAGCGGAGACACUGAAGCAGGAGCUCAAUUGCGCCGUCUCGCAGGUUGUUGACACAGUCGUUAAAGGCUUCUCAUUGCCCAAGCAGGCCGUCAGCCACCAUCACGGCUGCCACAGCACGCCAGCUGCCCCUUCCUCUUCUUCCAACUCAUCCUCUUCUGGUCCCCUGCCUUUUGGCCCACUUCCUUCCCUCACCCCGGACCCUCGUUUUGGCGGUGGUGCCUUUGCCCUCAAUCUUCACAGUGACGGCAGCCCCACUUCCAUCUACCACUCCUCCAAUCCGAGGCUGCACUGCUUCGGCGACAUAAUAGUGCCGAGCCCAUUGGACUCGUUCAACGGUCUGAACGGAAGGCUAAGCGGCGUGCCGACAUCCAACGAUCAAACAGAGGCACUGCCGCUGGUGGUGCGCAAGAGUGGUGGUAGCAGCGGCGGCGGAGGCGAAGAGAAUGGCAACCCAGCUCUACCUCCUCCUCCUCCACCUUCCCACCAUCCCCCACUCCACCCCUCCCCUCUCGCAGCCACUCUUGGGUUCAGCCCUCCAUCCUUUCGCCACCCUUUCCCUCUCCCGCUCAUGGGCUACCCCUUUCACAGCCCCCUCGAAUCGCACGGUGGUGGGACAGGGUAUAACCCUAGGCCCAAGGACCACCACCACGUUCACUCCUCCCCAGAUUCCAUGGACAUGACCCGUGAAACUGUAAGCCUGAGAACCAAAAUGGCUACCCUUGGAGGAGGGCAUCUGGGUCACCACCAUAACAGGCAGAGCUCGCCGAGUCAACACGGGCCCGAAGGUUUGUCGCUGUCUCUCAUCAAGUCUGAAUGUGGCGACCUGGCAGAUAUGGCAGACAUCUCACCGUACUCAAGCAGCACUACCCAAGAGGGUUUGUCCCCCAACCACCUGAAGAAGGCCAAGCUCAUGUUCUUCUACACUCGCUAUCCUUCCUCCAACAUGCUUAAAAUCUUCUUCUCUGAUGUCAAGGCUGCGAUGUGUUUUGUUGCAAAAAGAGCAUACGGCUCCUUCGUUGAUCCGGGACGUCGCAUUCAAAUGAGUGUGCAUGUGCACGCACGCACGCAAGCACACACACACACACACACACACAAACACACAGCAGCUGCCCUGUGGCUCAUAUCUGCCAUGACCACUUCCUUCAGGCAGUGCCACAUCCUCGUUGGCUGCCAUGGUAACAAGGGUCGCCGGGACAUGGGGUUGCUAGGCAAACACAAGGUUACUAAGCUCACCUGCUGCUCGUGUGUGUGCGACUGAGACUGAUGGCCCAUUAACUAUAAACACACACAUGUACUGGAAAUGUGCUAUCACACACAUCACAAAAUAAUUGACAACUGAUAAAAUACAUUCAUUGGCCACAACAUUAGACUAUCCUGCACACAUAGAAGUGAGACUUAAUGUAAUAACCGUAUGGAAAAUAAUGCCUUUACAGAGACUAUAACGUUCAGUUUUGAUACUGUCAGGGAAAUAUUAAUUUAACAAAGUGUUUCAUGGUUAUGAUGCAGUAUUGUCCUAGAUGCACUACUGCAAGCUACAACCACAGUAAUAAACAUGUUGUUAAAUUAACUCUCACUGUGCCUAUCACAAGAGGGCUCUUGUGCUGGGUGUCAUUGGAUUUUUGCAAAUGUACCUAAUGAGGUGUCGGGUGAGUUCAAUGUCACAAGAAGCUCAUUUUAUAUUACAUUAUCAAUGCUAUUGUCCAUAAUAGGUUUACUUUCAAUAUCAUCUCGUAUUUUGAAAAGGAGCAGAUUUACAUGAUGAAUUAACAUGCAGGCUGGUAUUUUAAUGAUGUGUGUGUGUGACAUAUCAUGUCAACAAACUUCGGUCGAUGGGAUGGAUGUUGUCCCAGCCUUAGUCCGUUUUAGUAAUUUCAACGAUUGACGAGGAAAAACUACAUAAAAAAAACAAUUCUUUGGCCUUGUCUUCCUUUAAGAAAAGCGUCGUUUACUGUAUAUUAACAUUUUAUGCAAAUAAUGAUUCAUUGUUACAUUUGGUUUUAAUUGACAGAUAAUCCACAUUAAUCUGGCAUAUGUAUCUAUGGGAGGAUAUUACUUCGUUUAAUAUAAAUUGAACCACAGCUAAUCCUAUUUGUGAUGAGCCAGGCUGUCCUUUUACUUUAUUAUGUGUUGUUUCAUUGUCCCAUUGCAUUCAUCGCCCUCAUUAUAAUAUUUUCAAAAUCCGGGUCAGUGUCUCGCUCGCGCUUUCGUUGCCAUCCCGCCCCUCCCUCUGAGGGAACAAUAAGUACCAUGUGUGCGGAGGAUCAGGCAAAUUCACUGUAAGGGAAUUAGGACCCUGAAUGGCUCACACUAAUUGGACUUGAAUGGACUUGUCUCUGGGAAAGCAGUUCUUAAAGAUGAGACUCACGGCCGAGCAUGCUGUGGGAAGUGGGUUGGAGCGCACGGCUGUUUUAGUCUCACAUACUGUAUGCACAAACACACACGCACACACACACACACACAGACACACACACACAGCAAACAACGCUAAUAUCCCUCUCCUUCUGAGGAGACACUCACAUAUGAGCAUGAAGACUUCAAGGUUGUCACCAUCCUGUCUUGAGAGAGUACGCGAGAGCAAUUAAGGCCUUGUUAAGACUGGAGGGGAUGUGGAUUAAUUUGACACUCUUCAUCUCACACCCAAGUUUCCUGUCAGAGGAGGUUUAUGAGCACGCAUACAGUCUGUCCCAUGACGCUGGACUCUCUUCCUUAAGAGGCUGGCUGAUUUUGUUUCAUUGGGAAUCAGUUCGCGUCCUGCCCGCCUCUUUUCCUUCCUGAUAAUUGGAGUUACACAGCCAAUUUAACAAGAUUAGGAUGUGAACCAGCAUCAGCUCCAUUACCAAUUAUUUAAACAAUCAAGAUGACAAAAUGUGUUUUUACUCAAGCUAAUUAAGAAUCUAAACAACCUCAAGGGUUGGGCAUAUUACCAUUUUAUUUCACAGUAAUGAUAGUGAAGUGAUACAUUGGUUAUGCGAUGAACGAUGUAGUGGAUGAAACAUUUACAAUAAAUCAAAAUUGAUAAU
Phyllopteryx taeniolatus (common seadragon) is the source of this 4633-nucleotide messenger RNA. It is a transcript of the gene prox1a, whose product is annotated as prospero homeobox 1a. Lineage: Eukaryota; Metazoa; Chordata; Actinopteri; Syngnathiformes; Syngnathidae. The coding region runs from base 337 to 2871 and encodes 844 amino acids. The record is from RefSeq and is a predicted model, not a curated record. Gene Ontology annotation, biological process: regulation of transcription by RNA polymerase II. Gene Ontology annotation, cellular component: nucleus. The transcript is spliced from 6 exons. Gene Ontology annotation, molecular function: RNA polymerase II cis-regulatory region sequence-specific DNA binding; DNA-binding transcription factor activity, RNA polymerase II-specific.